Cynocephalus volans (Philippine flying lemur) is the source of this 708-nucleotide messenger RNA. RefSeq names its product membrane spanning 4-domains A13 (gene MS4A13). Gene Ontology annotation, cellular component: membrane. The transcript has 7 exons. The record is from RefSeq and is a predicted model, not a curated record. Bases 1 to 708 code for a protein of 235 amino acids. NCBI's taxonomy places the organism in Eukaryota, Metazoa, Chordata, Mammalia, Dermoptera, Cynocephalidae.
AUGGCGUGUGCGAAUACAAAAAUCUCUGCAGUAGAUUCUCUUGUUUUAGGGGCUAUCCAGAUUAUGAUUGGCAUCUUUAGUGUUUUCAUGUGGUAUUUCCUAUUGAUUUUGUAUAUAGGACAAAUUAAAGGAGUCUUUGGGACGUAUGAACCAUUAACUUACAAAACAGGAUGUGCUUUAUGGGGAAUUUUUUUUGUCAUUUCAGGAACCUUCAUAAUAAAAGCAACAAAGAAUCCAACUCGAUACUUGAUUGUAUGUACUUUGAUCAUGAACAUCUUCUGCAUGAUUUCUACAGUUACUGCAAUAGGUCUAACAAUAGCUGAGUUGUCUGUUUUUAAUACUGUGUCAUAUAGGAAUUAUGGACAAGCAAAACUUGGGAGGGAAGUUUCACGUAUUUUACUGGUCUUCUACCCUUUGGAAUUUGCUGUUGCACUUACAUACUCUAUCAACUGCUGUUUGCUUUUGGUAGAAGUCUUACUGGCUCAAGGCCAUGUGGGAAUUAAAGGUAAAAAGACUUUCGCUGAUACUAACCUCGUAGAAAAGUGGAGAAGGCUUGAUGGAGAAGUCUCUAGAGGCACCCAGGGAAACAGCCUGCGGUUGUUUUCGGGCUCGGCGAGGUCCACGGGCGGUACCAUGCUGACACAGGCAGGAAAAGGCUUACCUGCGUCAGCUGCCGCCGCCACACCUCCUCCCUUACCCACGUUCUAG